AUGAACAAGCUUCAUCAUUCAUGGCAAUUCUUCUUUAUCCUCAUAAUGUUCAUCCUCUGUGGACUCUAUAGAGCCAUAACCUUUAUUUCAACCAAAGUAGCCAAAUCCACCAACACCAAAGUCACCAACCCGACCCCGAUUUCGUUAGAGGUCAAGGUCAGACUUCCCACCCGGGUCAUCUUUGGAGAUGAUCAGACCCUUCGAAGAUUUGAUCCCUCCGAGCUUGUUCAGUUGCCUAAGAACAGGCUCGGAGAGGGAUCGUUAGGGACGCUUUACAAGGUCGUCCUUGAUUGCGGAUUGACGAUUACGAUAAGGAGAAUACGUAAAGAGAUUACUAGUGUGGGUGAUUUCGAGUAUUGGGUCAGGUUUUUUGGUGGUGUUUGUGACGACCAUUGGUUGUUGCCGAUGUGGUUUGGUUUUUGGUAUGGUCGGGAAGCUUUUGUUAUUCAUGAGUACUUGUGUUUAGGCAGCUUGGAGGAGCUCUUGCAUGGCAGCGAAGGCGUUCAAUUUACGCCCUUAAGUUGGAAAAUCAGGCAGCAAAUAACGCUAGGGGCAGCAAAAGCAGUAGCAUCGAUUCACAGUCGAUUUACAGAAACCGGUGAACCUCUUGUUUGUGGGGUGAUCAAGUCUUCUAACUUCCUGCUACAAGCCGACUUCUCCCCUCGCCUUUCCAGCUACGAGACACCAUACUUUAUCUCUCCAUCUACAAUCAUCAGAAGAAACUGCGGCCGAAUGGCGCCCGAAUUAACAAGGACACGCCGUAUCUCCAAGUCUUUUACUCAAGCGUCAGAUGUCUACAGUUUUGGGAUUCUGAUGUUGGAGCUUAUAAGCGGGAAGAAACCUUCGGUGACUAACCUGGGACAAUAUGUAGCGGAGAAAAGAAAGAGAGAGGGGCCGAAGGGGGUUCCUGAUAAAAGAAUGUCGGAUGUCACUGAAAAUGUUUCGCUUAUGAUCAUUAUCGCAGGGCAUUGCCUCUCGUCUGAUCCGAAGCAACGGCCUUCGAUGGGACGCAUAGUGGAGAUGAUUCAAGCAGCUCUUGAGUAA
Cynara cardunculus var. scolymus (artichoke) is the source of this 1044-nucleotide messenger RNA. RefSeq names its product probable inactive receptor kinase At5g16590. Gene Ontology annotation, biological process: protein phosphorylation. The transcript has 2 exons. Gene Ontology annotation, molecular function: ATP binding; protein kinase activity. The coding region runs from base 1 to 1044 and encodes 347 amino acids. The record is from RefSeq and is a predicted model, not a curated record. NCBI's taxonomy places the organism in Eukaryota, Viridiplantae, Streptophyta, Magnoliopsida, Asterales, Asteraceae.